CAAUCACUGAUUAAAUUGUAAUUUCUCCUUCUGUCUUCCUGGAAAGGUCCUACCUAGUUCUCAUUCAUUACCAUCAGUGAUCAGUUCCUUUUUCUCUCUCUUUAUUUCUUCGUCGCUCUUUCUCUCUCCUCUAGCCUCUAGAUCCGUGAAUUUACAGAAACUCGAAGAUGUCAUCACGUAGAAGAACACUCUUGAAGGUUAUAAUUCUCGGCGAUAGCGGAGUUGGGAAGACAUCUUUGAUGAAUCAAUAUGUGAAUAAGAAGUUCAGCAAUCAAUACAAGGCCACUAUUGGUGCUGAUUUUUUGACCAAGGAAGUGCAGUUUGAUGAUCGACUUUUCACUUUACAGAUAUGGGAUACGGCUGGACAGGAAAGAUUUCAGAGUCUAGGUGUUGCUUUCUAUCGAGGUGCAGAUUGUUGUGUUCUUGUAUAUGAUGUCAACUCUAUGAAGUCAUUUGACAAUCUCAACAACUGGAGGGAAGAAUUUCUCAUACAGGCUAGUCCUUCCGAUCCAGAAAACUUCCCCUUUGUUGUCAUUGGAAAUAAGAUUGAUGUUGAUGGUGGAAACAAUAGAGUGGUUCCUGAGAAAAAGGCACGGGCAUGGUGCGCAUCUAAGGGGAAUAUUCCUUACUUUGAGACUUCAGCAAAGGAGGGAUUGAAUGUUGAAGAAGCUUUCCAGUGCAUAGCAAAAAAUGCCUUAAAGAGUGGUGAAGAAGAAGAAAUAUACUUACCGGACACAAUCGAUGUUGCAAACAACAACCAGCCGAGGCCAAGUGGAUGUGAUUGUUAAGAAAAAGAGUUGUAUUCGAUUUUUAGGAGCUGCGCAACAAGUUUUUUUCAACUGGUAUAUUGUCGUUUUUGUGAAUUUCAGUUCGAGAUUUUCUUCAUUCAUACUGAAUCGAGUAGUUUUGUAUCUUACAAUUGUUCAUAUUCUGGACAUAAUUUUACAAACAUCUUGAAUUUCCAGAUGUGAAUAUGUGAUUCUCUUGUAAUUUUCAGUUUAAAUAAAGGAACAACUUGCAAGUGUAAAAGGUUUUUAUCUCCUAUUCUCCGUAUCUACACGUCCUGGGAAAAUCUAUUACACCUUGGAAAUUAUUUAAUAAAUUUUUUCUUUCAUUCAUUA
Molecule: messenger RNA, 1121 nt
Organism: Amaranthus tricolor (Joseph's coat)
Lineage: Eukaryota; Viridiplantae; Streptophyta; Magnoliopsida; Caryophyllales; Amaranthaceae
Product: ras-related protein Rab7-like
Exons: 7
Coding region: 168-788 (206 amino acids)
Cellular component (GO): vacuolar membrane
Molecular function (GO): GTPase activity; GTP binding
Source: RefSeq, a predicted model, not a curated record